Molecule: messenger RNA, 2199 nt
Organism: Puccinia triticina
Lineage: Eukaryota; Fungi; Basidiomycota; Pucciniomycetes; Pucciniales; Pucciniaceae
Exons: 3
Coding region: 1-2199 (732 amino acids)
Source: RefSeq, a predicted model, not a curated record
AUGGACCGUCAGUAUGACCCACUAUCAUCUUGGAAGACACCCUCCUGGCCAAGCCCAUCGUCCAUCCAGCCUCCCCCCUCGCGGCGGUUUUCGACAAGGAGCGAUAGAGAAAGAGACGCACCGGACUAUGCUCGGGCCCUGUCCUCAGACGUCGAUCCAUAUGCUUCCUCUAUCAUCUCCUCAAGCGACUCCAACUCACACUACAGGAGCAGUCGCGGCAGUCGUGGCUCGAUAGCAAGCAGUCUACUAUGCCCUUUACUCGACUUGCACGAUUCUUCUCGUCGACAGUCCGAUGCUGGACUCAUCAUGCCCAUGCGUCCUCUACCAGCCAUCAAUCCAGCGUCUGAUCCAUCAGCUCUCUACAGCACUUCCCAUCUAGAUUCGGCUUACAGAGCUCAAUCACUCGUCAAACAGAGCAGUGGCACCGGUUCCGGCAUCUUAUCCUCCACCGCCAUGUCCAACAACAACUCGAUGUCAGGCGGUAACUUGUUUAUUCCUUUGCGUCGCCGAUUCCUACCGAAUUUGGAUAGAACAUCUUCGACCAGCAAACCGAGGGUAGAAACUCAGCUGUUGGGCGAAUUACUUCUUGCCCUCGAGGAAUACGUUGCCGCCUUUGGACGACAAGUCAAGGUUUCUCCCUCACACCAGUUCAGUCUAGGCGGUGGCUCUGCAGCCGCCGUUGUCGUAGCAGCGGCAGCAGCUUCGUCAAACGAUCCAACAAUGACCGAUCUGGCCACUGCUAAUUUUGCACACAACGACCAAACUCGGGAGCUUCAAAAUGUGCAAGCAUUAGAACUGCCCCUAUCGACAAAUGAUGAUACCACACUGAUCAACUUGGAUAGUCCUGAGUCCGACCGAUGGGACCUCAGCCUACCCGAUCCCCAUCGUGCGUCGACCGACGAACUUGAUGAAACCCUAAAAGCUGUUCAUCUCACCUGCCAAUCACAAAGUAAAGUCGACCGGACUUUGCUCGCCGAACUAUGUGAAGAGUUGGAAUAUGUGACCAGCGAAGUGAUAGACGUUGUUCCAGCAUUCGGCGAAAAACUGAUGCAGGGCCACUAUGGACCUUUAGCCGCUCGAGGUCACUUGGCAACCCAUAAACCUUUUCCUGUCUCUGAUACGACAGACCCAGAAAGUCAGACAAGUGCCAGUUGCCAAACGAAGUCUACAAGUGCACUGGAACGCUUUUCCGACCACGAGCCCGGCGGCAGCCAAGAUACGUCUGAUGGUGGAUCUGGAUGGUGGGCUGAAAGACUCUUGCGAGAUUUGCUUGAAGGCAUCGUGGCCGAGACCGUGGUCAAAUCAGGCUCAACAACAACCUUACUAUCGGCUAACUCAAACCUCUCUUCCAAUUUUGACGACUCUGAAUUGAAUCGUCUAUCGAACCAAAAUAGCAGCCGUCACCUCCGCAGCGGGAAGACCGGUGCAAGCGAGCGCAAGGCAGCUACUCAGUUGAAUUCAAAAUCUAAAAAUUGGCUCCGAAUAUCCCAAUCAUCCAGUUUAUCUCGCUCAACCUCAGUAAUUAAUCCCGGGAAAUCUGCUGGUAAUGGUCGUAAUCUGGGGUUCUCUCGGAUUGAUGAACGUGAAGAAGGCUCAUUGAUACCCGAUGCCAAACGGAAGGAUCUGAUUGUCGUACCUGACGGACACUAUCACUCUAAUUUGACCCGAGAACUGCUGGCGGAAGCUUCUCAAGACUCGAUCUUCGAGUACCGCCAUUCUUCUUACAAGGACCCAACUCUUCUUGACUCUAAUGGCCUGUCGAUGUCGGAGCAUAGAAACCCCUACCACAGUGCUAAAAAUGUAUACUAUCCGCAGCAAAGAGAAACCAAGCCGGUGGAUCUUCUGGGAGAGUCCGAUGGUGAGGGAGGGCUUGAGCGGAGUGAGAAGGCGGGGAUUGAUGACGAUCAUCGCCAGAAGCUCUUGGACGAGGGCCGCAAACGAUGGCUGGCAUUCAAAGCCAACCAAUCUGGCUUUGCGUGCCCUUCUUCCUCCCACCCGGCACCCCGGAACCCGAACACAACCCAUUCCACUCACUUCUUGGCCAACUCUCAUGGCCAUCGUGUUGGGUCCAAUAACCAUCAACCACUGGUGAACAAUCAGACCGGGCGUGGAAGGAGUAGCAGUUCUGGCUCGAUCAUGAGACCUCACCAUCACCAGCCGCAACAUCUCUAUAAUUACCUCGCCAAUCACCGAUCUUAA